AUGAACAAUAAUGCGCCGGCCAUCGUGCGGUCGCUGGCUCUUUUGAACUCGCUUCGAGACCGCACCGAUCUGUUAUCGCGGCAGCUGGAAGAUUUGACGUCCAAAUGCUCCUCCGACCCCGACGCGUAUCCUCUGUCUUCACUGUCGGUUCGACGAGAGAUAUCGAGCAUCUACAACCAACUGACGAUGCUGCAGCACAAUAGUGCGGUGAAAGCUGCUGACGUGGCCCGUUUGGUUGAGGGCGAAUUGGCUAAGGGCCGCCAAGCUUUACGCGUUUUGGCCAGUGGAGAAGAUGGAGACCAGGUGGUCCGAGAGGCGGACACGAGCGACACAAGGGACAACCACGACAUACAUGGAGUACGCGCACAAAGACAGGAUACACAAGGAGCUAUACCCCAGGUUGCCUUUGAACUUCCACCGGAGGUUUUGAAUGGAGACACCAAUGGAGUGUUGGAGGAGGAUGACAGGGGACAUGUUGAGAAGGAAUUGCAAGCCUCGUCGGAACAGGAGUUGGAGGAGGCAGAGGAAACAGCUACUGCAGCAGCACAAUCGGAACAGACCAACGGAAGUGUGCAAGAGGUGGAUGAGCCUGUGGAGGGUGUUGGGGCUGACGAGGAGCCAGUUGAAGAACCAGUUGAAGAACCAGUUGAAGAACCAGUUGAAGAACCAGUUGAAGAACCAGUUGAACAGGUUACUGAAACCCCAAUCACGGAGGAAGUGCGGUCACCGAAGAAGAAAAAGUCCGGCAAGUCGCUAAAGAAGAAGGAGAAACGGUCAGAGGCGUUACCCGAGUCUCCGCCAGACAGCAUACCCGCGUCUCUUUCUGUGAAUUCUCCCCCCCCAGCAGAUGUGUCAGCUACAACCGCAUCGGAAGAAGCUAUUCCUCUGAUUCCGUCAACGCCUCCAGACGACGAGGACAAGAAGCAGCACAGCAAGAAUUCUCGACGCCGCAAGCGCGACAACCGCAUUUUGCAUGAGCUCAGCUCGUUGGAUAUUGUCAAUGUCAACGAGGAGGCCUCCAAGAGAAGGAAGAGAAGGAGGUCAGAGGUAGAAGUGGAGGAGAAGGAGAGUGUGGGUGGGGAGAAUAAGCAGGAACACGAGGAGGAAGAGGAAAAUGAGGAGGAAGAGGAAAAUAAGGAGGAAGAGGAAAAUAAGGAGGAAGAGGAAAAUAAGGAGGAAGAGGAAAAUGAGGAGGAAGAAGAAAAUGAGGAAGAAGAGGAGGCCACCGAAGAAGGCGAGGUUGAAACUACUCCUGAAGUGGACACUGAAGCUCAAGAUGAAACGGUUCCCUCUCAAUCAAAAGUCCCACCUGUGGCUGAUGAUGUGGUCGCUUCUCCUCCCGCAAAACGCCGAAGAACAAGGUCCCAGAGCUCUUCCAAGGAAAAGCCUCUAAACCCUAUUAAAGAGGUGGUUGAAGAGGCGGUCGAGGAGGAUACUAAAGAGGAGGACAAGGAAGGUCUUGGAGAGGCGAAAUCCACAGCAAACAGACGAUUGCCACCCCCUACACCGCCCGUGGAAGACGUGUUUUGCACGUGUCGAAAGGGCUCGCAGGGCCGCAUGAUUGCGUGCGACUCGCCAAAGUGCAAAACGGAGUGGUUCCACAUGAAGUGCGUGGGGCUCAAACACCCACCUCGAGGCGACUGGUACUGCGACGCGUGCGCCAAGAUCCGGGCUGACCGCAAGGCCCGCAAGAAGGAGCUGGGUGCAAAGAACAAGAUGUCGAAACAGGCUAAAAAGGCCCAGGAGGAGGGAACCGAAGCAUCUCGACCGAGGCGGACGAGGAAGAGGUAA
Yarrowia lipolytica CLIB122 is the source of this 1791-nucleotide messenger RNA. RefSeq lists its product as uncharacterized. Gene Ontology annotation, cellular component: histone acetyltransferase complex; nucleus. The record is from RefSeq and is a predicted model, not a curated record. Gene Ontology annotation, molecular function: histone acetyltransferase activity. Gene Ontology annotation, biological process: regulation of DNA-templated transcription. Lineage: Eukaryota; Fungi; Ascomycota; Dipodascomycetes; Dipodascales.